Messenger RNA from Musa acuminata subsp. malaccensis (wild Malaysian banana), 1743 nucleotides. RefSeq names its product premnaspirodiene oxygenase-like. NCBI's taxonomy places the organism in Eukaryota, Viridiplantae, Streptophyta, Magnoliopsida, Zingiberales, Musaceae. Gene Ontology annotation, molecular function: heme binding; iron ion binding; oxidoreductase activity, acting on paired donors, with incorporation or reduction of molecular oxygen. The record is from RefSeq and is a predicted model, not a curated record.
GCGAUUGCCCCAACCAUUAUAAGAUGCCCAAAAAUGGCUUUUGACGCAGGUGUCUUCACCUUCGCAUCCACUUCAUGGAUCUGCUUCAACUCCCUUCCGUACCCAUCUUCCUCUGCUCCCUCCUCUUCUUCCUCGUCUUGACGAAGAAAUGUCUCGCCAAGUACAAAGGCCCAAACACCAGACUUCCCCCCGGCCCGUGGAAUCUGCCUCUCAUCGGAGGCAUGCACCACCUGGUCGGGCAACUGCCCUUCCGCGCACUUCGCCACCUCGCUCGCAAGCACGGCCCCCUCAUGCUCGUUAGGAUCGGCCAGGUGGACGUUGCGGUCGCCUCCUCACGCGAAGCCGCCGAGGAGAUCUUACAGAAACAUGGUGACAACUUCGCUUCCCGUCCCGCGCUCGCCGCAUCGCAGAUCGUUCUCUAUGGCGCCUCCGACAUCGCCUGGUCCCCCUUCGGCCCUUACUGGAAACAGAUGCGCCGGAUCUGCUUCACGGAGCAGCUCGGCGGCAAGCGCACCCGAUUCUUCUCCUCCAUCAGGAUGGAACUGACCCAUGAACUGAUGAGAGACAUCUCCAAGUCGGAAACAGCUCCCGUCAACCUGAGCGACAAGCUGUUCCGUCUUGCCAACGCCAUCAUCUGCCGUGCGGCGUUCGGUAAACACCGUGAGCAUCGAGAGUGUUUCGUCUCGAUCGUCAAGGAUACGUACCAAGUCCUCGGAGGUUUCUGCUUGGCCGACACGUUUCCGUCGCUCAAGUUCCUUGACGUCCUCACCGGUGUCAUGUCACACAUGCACAGGCUUCAUCAUCAGAUUGAUGAGGUCCUAGACGAGAUUCUCAAGGAGCACCGGGAUGAUGCCGUCACGGGCAACGAUGGUGGGCGAGUGGAGGACUUGGUCGACGUGCUGCUGAGGCUUAAGGACGAUCCGCAGCUGGAAAUUCCCUUGACGAUGGACAAUAUAAAGGCUGCGAUAUUGGACAUGUUCGUGGCGGGCACCGAGACCUCAUCGACCGUCGUUGAAUGGGCCAUGUCGGAGCUGAUCAGGCACCCCUGGAUCAUGGAGAGAGCGCACAAGGAAGUGAGGGAAGCUCUGAAAGGAAAGAACAGGGUCGAAGAGAGUGACAUGGAUAAGCUAAACUACAUGAAGCUAAUUAUCAAAGAGACGCUAAGGCUUCACCCAUCAGUCUCGCUGUUACCAAGAUUAUGCAGGGAGACCUGCGAAGUGAUGGGCUACAAGAUAGAAGCCGGCACUCGCGUCUUCGUCAAUGCAUGGGCGAUAUGCAGGGAUCCGCAGUACUGGGACGACGCCGAGAGCUUCAAGCCGGAGAGGUUCGAAGGGAGUUCCAUAGAUUUCAAGGGAUUCGACUUCGAGUACUUGCCGUUCGGAGCUGGCAGAAGGAUCUGCCCGGCGAUCGACUUCGGGCUGACCGUGGUGGAGCUUGCCCUGGCUAAUCUCCUCUUCCACUUCGACUGGAAGAUGCCCAAUGGAAUGAAACCCGAGGAGCUCGACAUGCGUGAGAAGAUGGCACUCGUUGUACCAAGGCAAACCGAGCUAAAGUUGCUGGCUACUUCAAGAAUUCCUGUCCCCGCUACUAUCUGAAAGUUGGCAGGAAUCAGAUGAUUAGUGCGUGAAAAGUACGUGUGCUGGUAUUCGUAUGUUUCUUUGGCUUUGCUGCUGAUCCAUUUAAUGAAAACUUGGUGACGUAUGUAUAAUAUUUACGUGGUAAUGGUUUAAGUUUGUGAGUUCU